Messenger RNA from Rhipicephalus microplus (southern cattle tick), 1422 nucleotides. Its product is annotated as B-cell receptor-associated protein 31. The record is from RefSeq and is a predicted model, not a curated record. Gene Ontology annotation, cellular component: endoplasmic reticulum; endoplasmic reticulum membrane. NCBI's taxonomy places the organism in Eukaryota, Metazoa, Arthropoda, Arachnida, Ixodida, Ixodidae. Gene Ontology annotation, biological process: endoplasmic reticulum to Golgi vesicle-mediated transport; intracellular protein transport.
GCCGCAUGCAUUGGACCAUUUUUCCUCGGUUGUACAAGCCUUGAUCGGGAUUGCAUUACCUGUUUUGGCACAGCAGAGGAGUGCGUGCUGACUUUUGAGGUGAAGUUGGAGCAAGCGUGAAUCAUUCGCUUGCCGUCCUUCGUACACGUCGCCCAACUGUACGCAAGAACAAUGAGUUUCCAGUGGACAAUCGUCGCCGCCUUUUUGUACGCGGAAAUAGCCAUCGUUUUACUUCUCAUGAUCCCCUUCAUCUCGCCCAGAACAUGGAACAAGUUGUUCAAGUCUCGGUUCCUCAAAAGCCUUGGUGCCCAAGCGGAUAUUUACUUCACAGUUAUGAUCGUUGUUCUGGUCCUGUUCUUUUUCGACUCUGUCCGGGAGAUGCGCAAGUAUGGCGCCCACCGCGAGGAAGCGCAGUCAGAGUACCACCACCAUGGCAACCUUGACGUGGAGAUGCAGCAGAGCAUGAAGAUGUUUCGAGCCCAGCGAAACUUCUACAUAGCUGGCUUCGCCCUCUUCCUGUGGCUGGUAAUCCGAAGGCUCGUGACACUGAUCAGCGCACAGGCUGUCCUCCUUGCUGUCAACGAAGCAUCCAUGAAGCAAGCGCAGUCCGCCACUGAAGCUGCCCAGAACCUCCUCAAGCUGCGAAGUGACGUUUCUGCAAAGAGCGACAACACGAAGCAGAACGAGGGCAACAGCAAGACCGAAACCCUGGAGAGAGACAUCAGAGAGCUGAAGACUGAGCUUGAAAAGGCCCAAAAAGAAGUGGCCCACCUGACCAAGGACAGGGAUGCCCUGAAGCUGCAAGCUGAGAACUUGAGCAAGGAGUACGACAGGCUGUGCGAGGAGCACUCGAAGGCACAGGCUGCAGGUGGAGAGCCCACAAGCAAGAAAGACAACUAGGAAUAUUGCAAUUCAUCCUCUGAGCCAGUGUUGCUGCUGCUUUGAUCUUUUCCAUUUUCCUUGCGCCACAGUUGUGCCUCUCUGAUACAGCGAGAGCACAUUGCAAAGUGAACAUUGGAAAGUGGUUGUUUGUGUAUGUGAUGUGAUAUUUUAACUGCUAAGAUUGUGUGCUGAAUGAAAGGGUGUGGUUUUUUGUGUGUUUUUUUUAAUCAAUUGCACAUUGUACUCUGCUGCACUUGCAGGGAGUGUUCAGUUACCUGAUUAAUGAAUGGUACUGUUCUUUAAUACUAUUCUCUAAAUGGGAGGUAACAAUACAUGUUUAUUUUCCCGGUGUCACUAUAACCAUCGGGUGUGUAUAAAAGUGCCUGGCGUAUCGUAGGACUACUUAUGCCCAUGUUUUCAGACAUUGAACCGAUUUCUGGUUCCGUUGGUUUGCAUAUGCACAAAACAAACGCACACGGUCUACACUGUAUGAGUGCAUGUUCCUCAAAUGUCAUGAAAUAAAAAAUUUCCUCUGUACAA